Messenger RNA from Haliotis rubra (blacklip abalone), 312 nucleotides. RefSeq lists its product as uncharacterized. The record is from RefSeq and is a predicted model, not a curated record. The coding region runs from base 1 to 312 and encodes 103 amino acids. NCBI's taxonomy places the organism in Eukaryota, Metazoa, Mollusca, Gastropoda, Lepetellida, Haliotidae. The transcript is spliced from 5 exons.
AUGCCACGAUGGCAGACUGCCGUAUUGAUUGGCCAUACUACUUUCCUGACGACUACCCACGCCGUUGUUAUUCAACAUGAAGCUGUUACUUCUGAUGGUUCUAGUUAUAUCAGUGGCCCAAUUGAGUGCUGCUCCUGGUGGGAUUGUGGGUGGGUCCUACAUCAGUCCUGGUGGAAGUCCUCUCGUGCAGCAGCCAGGUGGACAAAGUGUGAUGUUGACAGGCCCUUCUGGAAUAGUUGUCCGUGGUCUGGGGCUACAGAAAUGACGCCGAGGAAGAACUCCGGAGAUGCUGACAUCAAGAGAAUGAAAUAA